Messenger RNA from Rhea pennata, 844 nucleotides. It is a transcript of the gene LSM1, whose product is annotated as LSM1 homolog, mRNA degradation associated. The transcript is spliced from 4 exons. Gene Ontology annotation, molecular function: RNA cap binding. Lineage: Eukaryota; Metazoa; Chordata; Aves; Rheiformes; Rheidae. Gene Ontology annotation, biological process: deadenylation-dependent decapping of nuclear-transcribed mRNA. Bases 75 to 476 code for a protein of 133 amino acids. The record is from RefSeq and is a predicted model, not a curated record. Gene Ontology annotation, cellular component: Lsm1-7-Pat1 complex; P-body.
GGGCGUGGCCGCGAGGGGCGGUUCCGGCGGCGCAUGGCGGCGCUUCCGCUCGGCGCGGCGGCACCGGCGGCACCAUGAACUACAUGCCGGGCACGGCCAGCCUCAUCCAGGACAUCGACAAGAAGCACCUGGUCCUGCUCCGCGACGGCCGGACGCUCAUCGGGUACCUGCGCAGCAUCGACCAGUUCGCAAACUUGGUGUUGCACCAGACUGUGGAGCGCAUUCACGUGGGCAAGAAGUAUGGGGACAUCCCUCGAGGCAUCUUUGUUGUGAGAGGCGAGAACGUUGUUCUGCUGGGGGAAAUAGACCUGGAAAAAGAAAGCGACACGCCUCUACAGCAGGUCUCGAUAGAGGAGAUCCUGGAGGAGCAGCGUGUGGAACAGCAGGCCAAGCAGGAGUCAGAGAAGCUGAAAGUGCAGGCACUAAAGGAGCGGGGUCUUUCAGUCCCGCGGGCAGACACCUUGGACGAAUAUUAGCUGUUCUGCCCCUUGGACAGUUUCCUUUGAGGUGGAGCAAGGAGUGCUUUGUGAUUUGACCAUGUGUUGACAGAUCUCUGUGCAAAGGUUGUUUUUUAUUUUAAGGUUGUUUUUCAUGCUACAGAUAACUGUUAAAAUCAUGCCUUUAGUUUCUCACAAAAAUUGUUAAGGAGGAGUGAAGGUGUUCAAUUAUCCUUGAAGGUAAACAAAUGCUCUGGUGUGAGUAAGAGUUUAUGUUGUUCAGGAGGCAAAUCACUUGAUUGUUUUUUUUUUUUUUUUUUUUUUUUUUUUUUUUUUUUUCCCCUCUCCCUCCGUAUGUGACUCUGAGCAAGAGUGUUCCUUGACAUGUAAAUAAAUCCUCAAUCUCA